Talaromyces proteolyticus is the source of this 2351-nucleotide messenger RNA. Its product is annotated as putative poly(A)-binding protein-dependent poly(A) ribonuclease. Gene Ontology annotation, molecular function: poly(A) binding; ATP binding; metal ion binding. Gene Ontology annotation, biological process: protein phosphorylation; nuclear-transcribed mRNA poly(A) tail shortening; mRNA processing. NCBI's taxonomy places the organism in Eukaryota, Fungi, Ascomycota, Eurotiomycetes, Eurotiales, Trichocomaceae. Bases 179 to 2149 code for a protein of 656 amino acids. Gene Ontology annotation, cellular component: PAN complex; P-body. The record is from RefSeq and is a predicted model, not a curated record. The transcript is spliced from 8 exons.
CAGGCAACCCCAAGCCGCCUCCCUCUAGAUAGCGUUAUAAUUUAGUACGACACGACUUCCACGCAAAGAGGAAUGCACGAUCCUCCCAACUUCCACCGCUCCCCGAUUCUCCUGUGUGUCGAGUCCAUGGAUACCGUCUAGCGCUGAGAUCCGGCGCCUCUGAUCUUUCAAUAAAACCAUGGCUUCCGCGACCAAGUCGGGGUUGGACGAUUCACGUCGCAGCUUAGGAUCACCGAAGCUGCGAGGACGAGAGAACACGAAAGAUACUUUAUGUCGAAAUAUCACCAUAUACGGGAAAUGUCGAUUCGAGGAUAAGGGCUGCGCAUUCAAUCACGACCCUCAAAAACUUUACAAUGCGAAUCAAAAUGAUAGCAAAAAAAGAUUAAAUGUCGACUCUCCCAGUUUCACCCCGGCCGUUAUUGGAGCCAAUGGCUCGUCGUCGAAGAAGCCAAACUCCAUCUCGCCCAAAGCCGCCGUCGCGGCUCCGUUUCUCCCCAAAGCUUCUGGCACGAGCACGCCGCCGAUACGCCCUGACACAGCGUCUUCAGAUUGGACAGUGGCGGAAGUGCCCGAUUUUGUCCCUCAAGGACUCGAUGCAUCUCAGGUGCAGGUAUCCUUGCAGGGCAAUCCAAAUGGCGUUCUCAACCCUGCAGCCGCCUACGACCCUUUUGUGACAACCCCGGGCUCUUUGGCCGCCAGUGGCAGUGUUACAUCUCAUCCUGUCCAGGGAAACCCCUAUUCACACGACGCCGCAGCAGCUGUAGCUGCGUCCAUGGGAGGCACGGCUUUCUUUUCAGGCCAAGCAGGCUUUCAGCAACCAGUCCAGUAUCAUCUUUAUGCCCCCGUUGGUCCUCAUAGUCAGAAUAUCCACCCCCAUAACCGCAAUGUUCACGAUCUCUUUUUACCAAAUGACUUCAGAGAAGAAUUGCAGAAGAAAGCUGCUGCUACCCUGCAAACUCUACCGAAUUCCUCUUUGCCCGCCCAUGUCGACAACUUUCACUCGUUGGUACCUUUGGAUUUGUCUCACCAGAAGAAUGCAUCUAUAUUCGGGUACCCUAGUUGGGUUUACAAAGCGCAAUCUGGCAAGGAUGGAAAUUUCUACGCACUCCGUAGGCUUGAAGGAUUUCGCCUGACAAACGAAAAAGCUAUCCGAUCCGUCCAGGCGUGGAAGAAGGUUACGAAUGGCAGCGUUGUGACGGUACAUGAUGCUUUCACAACCCGAGUGUUUCAAGACAGCUCUUUAGUCUUCGUCAUGGACUAUCAUCCCUUGUCCAAAACUCUUGCCGAGCAACAUCUCGGAGCAGGCAGUCGUUAUGCUGGGCGUGCCACCACGGCGAUUCCUGAAGCAGUCAUGUGGAGCUACGUUACGCAGAUUGCUUCAGCAUUGAAGGCAAUUCACAGCGCCAAGCUUGCAGCCAGAAUCAUCGACCCGAGCAAAAUUAUUCUAACUGGCAAGAACCGUAUCCGGUUAAGUGCUUGUGCAAUUAUGGAUGUAGUGCAGCACGAUACUCAGCGAUCUAUUGAAGAUCUUCAACACCAAGACUUGGUUAAUUUCGGACAGCUUAUGCUCGCACUCGGAGCAAGCGCUUCUGGUGUGGUAGGUAGCCCAACAAAAUCCAUGGAGUACUUUAGUCGCGCAUAUAGCCCUCAGUUGAAGAACUCGGUGAUAUGGCUGCUCAAUGCGAUGCAGAUGGACCAGGAACGCAACAUCGAUAUAUUCAUCAGUGGAAUAUCUUCACAGCUUAUAUCUACAUUUGAUUCGGCACUUCACAUGGACGACCAACUUACUUCGGACAUCAGCCGAGAGCUUGAGAAUGGACGGCUUGUUCGACUGUUGACCAAGUUGAAUUUUGUCAACGAGAGACCUGAAUACGAACAUGACCGACAAUGGUCUGAGAAUGGAGAGCGCUACUUCCUCAAACUUUUCCGUGACUACGUUUUCCAUCAAGUGGACAGCCAGAAUUCGCCAGUGGUGGACCUGGGCCAUGUCCUGAACUGCCUGAAUAAACUCGAUGCAGGCACCGAAGAGAAGGUGACGUUGAUCAGUCGAGACGAACAGAGCUGUUUUAUCGUGAGCUACAAGGAGCUCAAGAAGGCGUUGGAGUCUUCGUUCCAAGCUCUGAUGAAGCCGACAAGACGGAUGCACUAGUCAUCCAUUAACGCGGCCGGUGUUGCCGCACCUCAGCUAUGAGGAUAUGCUGACAGUAUAACUUAGUAUAACUUUAGGCGGGCACUGAGAUGCUUUGCUUGUUUGGUAUAUGAAGUAUAAGAAUUCCAGAAUGUCUGGUACGUGUAUUGGGGAUUGCAGGAAUAUAUUGUAGCUAGAGCUUGGUAACUUGAUUGUUACGUCA